Molecule: messenger RNA, 3846 nt
Organism: Acytostelium subglobosum LB1
Lineage: Eukaryota; Evosea; Eumycetozoa; Acytosteliales; Acytosteliaceae
Exons: 4
Coding region: 1-3846 (1281 amino acids)
Source: RefSeq, a predicted model, not a curated record
AUGGUUGUCAAUAUACCUAUUAGCGAAAUAUUCCCUACUUUGUCGGCAACUUCAGAGUCUGAAUCAACAAAGAGAUUAUUGGUAGUACUCAAUGCAGUCACUGAUGUGAUCAAGGCAAAGAAUGCCCCAAUUCAACCAACAUCAUACUUUGCUCUAUUGUUAGCAUCACUCAAUGAGAACUCUUAUAAACAAGGUCAGAAGCAUGAUCUACUCAAGUUACUAUCACUCGUAAUCACAAGAAUAUCGAUAGGAGUUGUUAGAAGUCAUGGAGAUAGUAUUAUACAGAUGAUGUCAAAGAAUAUAGAGUCAGAGUUGGUGAAUGAGAAUGUGGUCAAGCCAUCGUUGGUGUUGAUUGGACAUGUGUUGACACAUGCCGAUGUGGAGAGUUGGAAUGCAUUGGAGAGACGCCAAGCUCUCAGCCUGUUGCUGAGCAGCGCAGUCGAUGAUAGAAGCAAGGUGCGUCAUAGAGCAUUGCAGCAGGUGGUCCUCGUGCUGAACAGCAUCGGCGUGUCAAACACCCGCAGCGUAGGCCUGAACAAGUCGAUCGCACAGCUCUGCUGCCAGUUCUGUCUGGAGGUGUUUGAGCACGUCAGCAGCGCCACAAUGCAGAAGGCAUUCUACACGUUGGCCAUCAGCCACGAGCUCAUCCCGCUGCUGCCACCCUCGCUCAUCUCGGAGCUGGUCGAGGCCAUCAUCCGCGUGUCACAGCUGGGCAACAGCGCCAUCACGCCCAUCUGCUACAAGACCAUCGGUUCACUCUUUAUCCGUACCAAUCAGCUGCGCGCGCCACACAUCCAGCAACUGAUCGACGUGUUGCACUCUCAGACACCAAAUGGCAUUGACCAUCGCUCCAUCGUCACCUACACCGAGCUGCUCACCCUUGCCUACCUGCACUUCCACCGUCUCGACCGCACCCUCUCCAACCAACACAUUCACAACUAUUUCAAGAACCUCAUGUCCAACUUUAGCUCGGACAACCAAGAUCUUAACAGAGUCACAAUGGAUGGAUUUAGAAACAUCAUAUUCGAAUGCAUUAACGAGGAUGUUAUUGCACAGGCAGACACUCAAGCAAUUUCGCCACUCAAGACUAUUGUGGAGACAUUCGAGUCUGGCACCAAGUUGACUUAUAGACACUCGUGGGAGUUGAUUCUCCGCGUGGUCUCUGCGCUUUAUGAGCAGCUUGGACCAAAGGCACACCCUUUGCUCAACAAUAUAUUGGUGGGAGUCGAUGCCAUGAACCAGGUACACGACGUGCGUUGCCGUCCAGCCAUCCACCAGCUGUUUGGAACGGUCAUCUCGGCGAUCGGCCCCAAGAACUUCCUGGCCGUGCUGCCACUCAACCUGGACGCGCCACCCCACGGCAAGGAACGUAUCAACAGAGGCUGGUUGCUUCAGAUCCUGCACGACCACAUCAAGUGCACCGAUCUGCAGUUCUUCAUUGACUACUUCCUGCCCAUGACCAAGACUAUCCGCAACAAGUCCAAGGAGUCCGAGUCGGACGGCAAGGUCAUCGAGGCCAAGAACCUGAUGAUCCUCUACCAGCAGAUCUGGGAGUUGCUGCCCGGAUUCAUGAACAGACCUCGCGAUCUGGUCACCUCAUUCAAGGCUAUCGCCAAGACAUUGGGCACUACCCUGCAGGACGAGCCCACGCUGAGAAGCGUUGUGUGCAUGGCGCUCACCCACAUGAUCAAUCAGCUGGUGGAGGCUCGCGACACCAAGUCCAUGAUGCUGCUGCUGCCGCUCAGGACCAGACAUCUGACCAUGAGUCAGCAGCUGGCCGAGGACUCGAUCAAGUCCGUAGCCCAGUUCGCCAAGAACUACCUCCCCAUCAUGUUCAACAUAUUCCCAGUUUCGACGCACGAGCAGAGGAGUAACAUCAUCGACACAAUCGAAGCGUACGUGUCCAUCACCGACACCAACACACUAAACUCACUGUUCAAGAACCUGGUCACCAAGCUGUUGGAGGCCCUGGCCGAGGAGGGCGUCGACAAGAAGGACGACAAGAUGAAGGAUGACACCGAGGCCAAGACCAAGCCCGAGGAGAAGAAGAAGUCCAAGAAGUACUACCUCACAGACUUGACCGUCGGAUUCGUCAAGCACUUGGACGAGGAGAACAUCAGGACACUGUACAAGGUCAUCAAGCCUCAGCUCAAGUGCUCCGACUCUGGCCUGCAGAAGCGUUCAUUCAAGGUGCUGGUCAAGAUGUGCGAGCAUCACCCACACUUUAUCGUGCAGAGCAUGGACAAGCUGCGCUCUAUCCUCGUCACAGACCUGAUGCAGUGCGCAUCCAACAUCAAGAAGACGAGACUAAAGUGUCUGCGUGAGGUCAUCGUCACCAUAUCCAAAGAGGGCGAUAAGAACAAGAAGGGCGAGCACGACGACGAAGAUGAAGAAUUGGAAGAGGACAACAAGGAAGCAAUGCCACGCAAGCUCAAGACAAGCUGGACACAGCUCAAGAAGAAGUUCAUCCCAUCAAUCCUGCCCGACAUCUUGCUCUGCACAAAGGAGUCCAACAACAGACUGCGCGAGCUUGCCAACGAGUUGCUGAUCGAGUGUGGUAACAUUGUUUGUAUGAUUGGCAGCAAGCUGGCCAUUCCCAAGCGUGGCGUGUCACUGGAGGACACCAUCCAUCAGUCACAGAAGGAGUCAAUUAGCGAGUACAUCACAUUGGUGGCUGGAGGUCUAGGUUCGCAGACACCAGGCAUGGUCAGCGCCACCGUUAUCGCGCUCACCCGUGUCAUCCAUAACUUCCGCCGUAUGGUGGACAAGGCAUUGGUGAUUCCCAUGCUGUCAAUGAUCAUGGUGUUGACCAAGUCACAGAACCGUGACAUUGUCAAGGCUGUGUUGGGACUGGUGCGUGUGGUGAUGGCCUGUUUCAAGGACGAGGACCUCAUCGAGCAACGUAAGAAGGAGCGCUCCGAGCGCAAGAAGGAGGAGGCCGAGGCCAACAUGAACAAGAUGGUCGAUCCAGUUACAGGCAAGGACGUCAGGUCAGUGCGCGGCAGCACAUACGGCGGCGAUGACGACGACGAGCAGAUUGUGGGCGACGAGUCAGACGACAGUGACGACGACAUUGAGGAGUUCCUUUUCAACGCCAAGAAGGCCAACAAGAACGCCGAUCAGAACAACUUCAUCGUGGAGGAGGGCGACGAGCCCAUUGAUUUCCUGGAUAGGAAUGCCAUGAGCAGGAUCGUCUCUACCAAGUCAGGCAAGCAGGCCGUGUCAGCCAGACAGGUGCCCCUCAACAACAAUGGCAUGGCCAUUGACAAGAAGGCAUUCGAGACCAACGACGAGGGCAAGUUGGUCAUUGUCGAUGAUGAGGAGAAGAAGACAAAGGACAGGAAACGCUCGCGUGGCGCAUCCUACCUGGACGAGGUGUUUGACAAGCAGUCACAAGAGUACGAGGCCAAGGCCGGCUACCGUGUCACCAAGGCCAAGGGCAUAAAGAAGCGCGAGCGUGAGGAGGACAGCGAUGACGACGAGGACGACGAUAUCCAGGAGGAUCUGCGAUCGGCCUUCACUCAGAGGACAUUCGCCACAGCCAAGACCGGCAAGACCACCCGAUCAAUGAAGAGCGGCAUGUCCAACAAGGACGACUCUCGCAGCGAGAAGAACCUGCAGAGAAUCGCCGCAGCCGCCGAGCGCUACAACCGUGUCAGAGGCAUCAACACCAACGUCAACCUCAACGAGAUUGGCUCGCAACAAAAGAAGGGCGACGUCAAGAAGGCCAAGGCCAAGUUCGAGCCAUAUGCCUACAUCCCAUUGGACCCAAAGGCGUUGAACAAGCGUACCAAACACAAUGCCAGUUCACAAUUCAAGACCAUCCUAAAGAAGAGGAAGAACUAG